AGGCGCAGAGGGCGGCGUUGAGGCCGGCGGAGCGGCGGGACCCCUAGGUGGCGGAGGGACGCUCGGGGGACGCGAGGGGCGCUAAGAGCUCUGGCCCACGUGACCUGCCGGGGGCGGGAGCAGGGGGCGCGCCGGCCUCCCGCGGUGCCCCUGCCUGGGGGAGGGGCCGUGACCACCCGCCUGUCGCCCGAGGCGGUCGCCGCUGCACCUUCACCGCGUACCCGGGACCCGCCGGCCCGCGGGAGAAAUGUUGCUGAAGUGCUGCUGAAAGGGCCAGAGAUGCAAGGAUUUGGGACACAUUUUGAACCUUUAAGCUGUCUGACAUUGACCUCCUUUCGUUAUUAAUAAAGAAGAAGCAGGAGCUUAGGAUGUAUUAACACCAACUCAUUAAUAUACUAACCGGACAAUGUUCUACAAAUAAUUCUACACUGUAAAGGACUGGAUUGGCACAAAAUAAAAUAAUUUCAUUUUAUUCAGCUUAUAAUAUGACUUGAUGGAGGAAAAUUUGAUAAGCAUGAGGGAAGACCAUUCUUUUCAUGUUCGUUACAGAAUGGAAGCUUCUUGCCUAGAGCUGGCCUUGGAAGGGGAACGUCUAUGUAAAUCAGGAGACUGCCGCGCUGGUGUGUCAUUCUUUGAAGCUGCAGUUCAAGUUGGAACUGAAGACCUAAAAACACUUAGUGCUAUUUACAGCCAGCUGGGCAAUGCUUAUUUCUAUUUGCAUGAUUAUGCCAAAGCAUUAGAAUAUCACCAUCAUGAUUUAACUCUUGCAAGGACUAUUGGAGACCAGUUGGGGGAAGCGAAAGCUAGUGGUAAUCUGGGAAACACCUUAAAAGUUCUUGGGAAUUUUGAUGAAGCCAUAGUUUGUUGUCAGCGACACCUAGAUAUUUCCAGAGAGCUUAAUGACAAGGUGGGAGAAGCAAGAGCACUUUACAAUCUUGGGAAUGUGUAUCAUGCCAAAGGGAAAAGUUUUGGUUACCCUGGUCCCCAGGAUGAUGUAGGAGAAUUUCCAGAAGAAGUGAGAGAUGCUCUGCAGGCAGCCGUGGAUUUUUAUGAGGAAAAUCUAUCAUUAGUGACUGCUUUGGGUGACCGAGCAGCACAAGGACGUGCCUUUGGAAAUCUUGGGAACACACAUUACCUCCUUGGCAAUUUCAGGGAUGCAGUUAUAGCUCAUGAGCAGCGUCUCCUGAUUGCAAAAGAAUUUGGAGAUAAAGCGGCUGAAAGAAGAGCAUAUAGUAACCUUGGAAACGCAUAUAUAUUUCUUGGUGAAUUUGAAACUGCCUCAGACUACUACAAGAAGACACUACUGUUGGCUCGACAGCUUAAAGACCGAGCUGUAGAAGCACAGUCUUGUUACAGUCUUGGAAAUACAUAUACUUUGCUUCAAGACUAUGAAAAGGCCAUUGAUUAUCAUCUGAAGCACUUAGCAAUUGCUCAAGAGCUGAAUGAUAGAAUUGGUGAAGGAAGAGCAUGUUGGAGCUUAGGAAAUGCAUACACAGCACUAGGAAAUCAUGAUCAAGCAAUGCAUUUUGCUGAAAAGCACUUGGAAAUUUCAAGAGAGGUUGGGGAUAAAAGUGGUGAACUAACAGCACGACUGAAUCUCUCAGACCUUCAAAUGGUUCUUGGUCUGAGCUACAGCACAAAUAACUCCAUAAUGUCUGAAAAUACUGAAAUUGAUAGCAGUUUGAAUGGUGUACGCCCCAAGUUGGGACGCCGGCACAGUAUGGAAAAUAUGGAACUUAUGAAGUUAACACCAGAAAAGAUACAGAACUGGAACAGUGAAAUUCUUGCUAAGCAAAAACCUCUUAUUGCCAAACCUUCUGCAAAGCUACUCUUUGUCAACAGACUGAAGGGGAAAAAAUACAAAACGAAUUCCUCCACUAAAGUUCUCCAAGAUGCCAGUAAUUCUAUUGACCACCGAAUUCCAGAUUCUCAGAGGAAAAUCAGUGCAGAUGCUAUUGGAGAUGAAGGGUUCUUUGACUUAUUAAGCCGAUUUCAAAGCAAUAGGAUGGAUGAUCAGAGAUGUUGCUUGCAAGAAAAGAACUCCCAUACAGUUUCAACAACAACUUCUUCCACUCCCCCCAAAAUGAUGCUAAAAACACCGUCUGUUCCUGUGGUAUCCCCCAACACGGAUGAGUUUUUAGAUCUUCUUGCCAGCUCACAGAGCCGUCGUCUGGAUGACCAGAGGGCUAGUUUCAGUAAUUUGCCAGGGCUUCGUCUAACACAAAACAACAGCCAGUCGGUACUUAGCCACCUGAUGACUAAUGACAACAAAGAGGCUGAUGAAGAUUUCUUUGACAUCCUUGUAAAAUGUCAAGGAUCCAGAUUAGAUGAUCAAAGAUGUGCUCCACCACCUGCUACCACAAAGGGUCCGACAGUACCAGAUGAAGACUUUUUCAGCCUUAUUUUACGGUCCCAGGCAAAGAGAAUGGAUGAACAGAGAGUUCUUUUACAAAGAGAUCAAAACAGAGACACUGACUUUGGGCUAAAGGACUUUUUGCAAAGUAAUGCUUUGUUGGAAUUUAAAAAUUCAGGGAAAAAAUCAGCAGACCACUAGUUACUAUAGAUGUAUUUUUUUUUUCCUUUCAGAACACGGUAAGGAAACAAUCUAUUAAUUUUUUCCUUAAAAGGAGAAUUUAUAGCACUGUAAUACAGCUUAAAAUAUUUUUAGAAUAAUGUAAAUAGUUAACCUUCAGUAGUCUAUUAAGGCAUCACUACUUCUCUGGACACGCGCAUGUUUGAGGGUGGAGGUGUCCUGUAAAGGUGCUUCAUCAUCUGAGAUUACUUGGGAUGUGUUCUUUGGCAGCUUGUUAGGUUACUUUACCUAGUGUUUGUAAAGUAGGAAGUUAAGUGAAUCAUAGAUUAGAAUUUAAUCCUCUUAUGGAAAUAAUUUUUUAAAAUCUUGACAAUGGCAUUUUUUUUUACACAUAACCAUGGAUGUAGUGGGAAACAAUGCUGUUUAGUAAAAAUAAUGUACUUGAUCAAUGUAAAAAAGCAUAUAAAAUAGUCUUAUUAAAAAUCUAGUUUUUUUUUUUCUCCA
This is a messenger RNA of Macaca mulatta (Rhesus monkey), 3037 nucleotides long. It is a transcript of the gene GPSM2, whose product is annotated as G protein signaling modulator 2. The record is from RefSeq and is a predicted model, not a curated record. Gene Ontology annotation, biological process: establishment of mitotic spindle orientation. Gene Ontology annotation, molecular function: GDP-dissociation inhibitor activity; G-protein alpha-subunit binding. NCBI's taxonomy places the organism in Eukaryota, Metazoa, Chordata, Mammalia, Primates, Cercopithecidae. Gene Ontology annotation, cellular component: cell cortex.